Molecule: messenger RNA, 430 nt
Organism: Bipolaris sorokiniana ND90Pr
Lineage: Eukaryota; Fungi; Ascomycota; Dothideomycetes; Pleosporales; Pleosporaceae
Exons: 1
Coding region: 96-371 (91 amino acids)
Source: RefSeq, a predicted model, not a curated record
GGGGAGAGAGAAGAUGGCAAAGCGGGCGGGUACUUACAACGUUCUAAAUGUAUGGCGGCUAGAGGCAGGCAGCUGGCACGACUGCAAGUCCGCGUAUGAUAGGCCGGCUGGGGAGACGAGGUGGAUGCCAAUGGCGCGCAGAGGAACGAGGCGAGUGGUGGCCCGAAAUAGACGCCCGGGAGAAGUCGAUAGAGGAUGUACAGAUGAUGCGGCCAGAAGCUUGGUUUAUGGGCAGAUGUGACUGCAAUGCUUUGUGCUUAUCCUGUCGGUCAGCGUGGCAAUAUGCAACGCUGUCGCUCUGGAUUGCGCUCUGUCUCUGUCUAUGUCUCUGUUCCUCUUUUUUUGCCGACGUAAGAUGGGUCAGAGGUUGAGGUGAUGGAUGAAUGUACCUCUGGCGUCUGGAGCGCCUUCAGACGUUAAGAGAGCAUGG